Molecule: messenger RNA, 2410 nt
Organism: Amaranthus tricolor (Joseph's coat)
Lineage: Eukaryota; Viridiplantae; Streptophyta; Magnoliopsida; Caryophyllales; Amaranthaceae
Product: pentatricopeptide repeat-containing protein At1g07740, mitochondrial
Exons: 2
Coding region: 1-1359 (452 amino acids)
Molecular function (GO): protein binding
Source: RefSeq, a predicted model, not a curated record
AUGUUCAAGCUUCAUUCUUUCAAAAUCCCACAAACAAUCAUCAAAUCACAAUUCAGAACCAUAACAUCAUCCAAUUACAAAUCUCAAAAACCACCUUUCAAGCGGCACAAACGCAAACUCAAACCUAAACCCAUACCAUUUCUCACUGAUCUCAAGCAACUUCAUGACUCAAAUGAAGCUCUUGAUCUUUUUACCCAUUACACUCAAAUCGGGUUCAAACAUGAUUUCCCUUCUUACUCAUCUCUCCUUUACAAACUUGCUCGUUCUCGAAACUUUCACCACAUUGACCCACUUCUUGAUUUCAUCAAAAAACGUGGAAUUCGUUGUAACGAAACAUUAUUUAUGGGUUUGAUGCAACAUUAUGGAAAAUGUCAGCUAGUUGAUAAAGCUAUUCAAUUGUUUAAUGAAAUGCCUAAAUUUAAUUGUGAAAGAAAGUUGCAGUCUUUUAAUACUUUGCUUAAUGUCCUUAUUGAUAAUGACCGAUUCUCUGAUGCUAAUGAUAUGUUUUUGAGGUCUAAAGAAUUGGGUUUUCGGUUAAAUUCGGUUUCUUAUAACAUAAUGAUGAAAGGCUGGUUGGUAAAGGGUGAUUUGGAGAAUGCAAUCAAAGUGUUUGACGAAAUGCUUGAUAGACAAGUACAACCUAGUGUUGUAAGUUAUAAUAGUUUGAUUGGUUUUUUGUGUAAGAAAGGUGAGAUUGGUAAGGGUAUGAAGUUGCUUAUUGAUAUGACUAAGAAAGGAAAGCAUCCUAAUGCUGUUACUUAUGGGAUUUUGAUGGAAGGGUUUUGUUCUUUAGGGAAGUAUAAUGAGGCUAAGAAGAUGAUGUUUGAUAUGGAGUAUCGGGGUUGCAAACCACAGGUUUCCAAUUUUGGGAUUUUAAUGACUCAUCUCGCGCGAAGAGGGAAGCUUGAUGAAGCUAAGUCUUUGCUCAUUGAAAUGAGGAAGAAAGGGUUGAAACCAGAUGUUGUAACUUAUAAUAUAUUGGUGAACUUUUUGUGUAAAGAAGGGAGAGUUGAGGAGGCUUAUAAAGUUCUUGUUGAUAUGCAAAUUAAGGGGUGUGAGCCUAAUGCAGCUACUUAUAGAAUGUUAGUUGAUGGAUUUUGUCGAGUGGAUGAGUAUGAGAGGGGUUUAAGUAUCCUACAUGCUAUGAUUACAAGUCGCCAUUUUCCUCGUGUUGAAAGUUUUGAUUGUUUGGUUACAGGUUUGCUUAAGAACGGAAAGAUGGAUGAUGCUUACUUUGUUUUGGAGGAGAUGGAGAAGAGGAAUGUGAGAUUGCUGCCCGGGAAAUGGGAGUCUCUAGUUGUGGAGUUCUGUGGUAGUAAUGAUACCAUUGAUCAACUACUCGAGUCAUUGAUGAAUUAGCUGCACCAGUUGCUGAUGAUGCUCCACCUACUACAGCAGGAGUUGGGGCUACUGGCGGAGUAGCCGCCCCUGGAGGUGGGGCUGCUGCUGGUGUCACUGCUCCAGGAGGUGGAGUUCCAGGAGGAGUAACUGCCCCAGGAGGUGGGGCUGCUAACGGAGCUUCUACCACAGGAGGAGCUGCUGGAGGAGCUGGAGCCGUCUCUGGGGGGGCCGCUGGUGGUGCUGGUGGGGCCAGUGUUGGAGCUGUAGUAAAUGGUGCACAUCCUGAUUUGGUCUUUUUCAUGCACGACAUAUUGGGAGGGUCCAACCCUACAGCCAAAGCAAUCACCGGUGUUGUUACCAACCCAGCUGUUAGUGGUCAGGUGCCGUUUGCUAAGCCCAACGGUGCAGUCCUUCCUACAAACAACGGUGUCCCACAAAACAACGACAACUCGGGAAUCAUCAACAACAACAAUAUGCCGUUCCUCAUGGGUCUUGGUGGUGUAAACCCUAAUGUCAUGCAGAACAAUGGCAACAACUUCAUCGGAGGGAAUGGAUUCCCUGUCAUGAAUGGUGCCCAGCUCUCUUCAGGGAAUACACUGCAGCAGCUUAUGUUCGGGACUAUGAUUGCUGUUGAUGACGAGCUCACCGAAGGGCACGAACUCAAUUCCGGUAUGCUGGGUCGUGCUCAAGGUUUCUACGUCUACAGCUCCGUAGAUGGGAAGAUGCAAACUCUGGCCUUUACUGCUAUGUUCCAAGAAGGUGGAUAUCAUGACAGUCUGAACUUCUUUGGGAUUCAUCAGACUGCAGUUUCUGAAUCUGUUAUUUCUGUCAUGGGUGGAACCGGGAAGUACACUAAUGCUAAGGGAUUCGCUGUUGUUAAAACACUUCCUCCUGUGAAUCAACACGAGACUGACGGCCUUGAGACGGUGCUCGAGUUCUCUGUUUUUCUGACUUACUAGUGAGUUUAAAAUGUGUAAUUAUUAUUAUGGUUUCUGAUUUCUAGUGUAAUGUGGAAUCUGUGUGAAUUAAAAUUCGAGUGUUAAAGAAAAUUAUUACUUCCUCCAUUCCA